GGUUUUCGCGGAAGGCUCGCACUCACACUCACACACUCUCUCUUCUUUCUUGCUCCCAGACCUAAAAUAAAAAUUCACCCUAAAUGCAGUCGAAAUAAAUUCGAAACCCAAAUGCAUUCGGUGUUGUGUUGUAAGUUGUAAGUCCCCUUUCAUUUUCUGUUUUAUCCCCUUUUCUCCACUCCCACUCGCACCACACCAAAACCUUUAAUCCAAUUCAAUUUCCUCGGUAACACUAAUAAUAAUAAUCCUUCCCCACUCACUCUGUGAAUGAACCUGUGGACGGACGAGAACUCUUCGGUCAUGGAGGCUUUCAUGUCCGCCUCCGAUCUCUCCCCCAUAUGGCCGCCGCCGGCGCCGCCACAGUCCACGGCGGCCUUCAACCAGGACACGCUCCAGCACCGCCUCCAGGCGCUCAUCGAGGGCGCCAGAGAGAGCUGGACCUACGCCAUCUUCUGGCAGUCCUCCUACGACUACUCCGGCUCCUCCCUCCUCGGCUGGGGCGACGGUUACUACAAGGGCGACGACGACAAGGCCAAGGCCAAGGCCAAAGCCAAGGCCACCUCCGCCGCCGAGCAGGACCACCGCAAGAAGGUCCUCCGCGAACUCAACUCCCUCAUCUCCGGCUCCUCCUCCGCCGCAGGAGACGACGUCGACGAAGAGGUCACCGACACCGAGUGGUUCUUCCUCGUCUCCAUGACUCAGUCCUUCGUGAACGGCGCUGGCUUGCCCGGGCAAGCCUUCUUCAACUCCGCCCCCGUUUGGGUCUCCGGCGGCGACCGCCUCUCGGCCUCGCCGUGCGAGAGGGCGCGUCAGGGACAGGUGUUCGGGCUCCAAACCCUAGUUUGCAUACCGUCGCAAAACGGCGUCGUUGAGCUGGGCUCCACUGAGUUAAUUUACCAGAACCCGGAUCUGACGAACAAGGUGAAGGUUCUUUUCAAUUUUAGUAAUAACAACUUGGAUGUUGCUUCUUCUUGGCCUGCUACCACUACCAGCGCCGAUCAAGGAGAGAACGACCCUUCCUCUCUCUGGCUCAACGAUCCCGAGGUUAGGGAUUCUAUCAACACGGUUGCACCCACCCCUUCGGUUUCCCUUCCUGUUAAUACUCAGGGAAUCUCCAAGACCAUUCAAUUGGAAACUUCUAUUCAAACCCCGGGUUCCAGUACUUUAACUGAAACCCCAAGCUCUAUCCACGCGAUUCCGCACAACCAGAGCGUUUUCUCCAGGGAACUCAACUUCUCUGAGUACGCCUUUGACCCCAAGACUGGUAGCAACCACAACCACCAUUCCCUGAAGCCCGAAUCCGGCGAGAUUCUCAGCUUUGGAGAAAGCAAGAGGACCUCUUACGCUGCCGGCGUCAAUGGGAAUUCCAAUUCCAAUUCAAAUUCCCAUUUUUUCUCCGGUCACUCACCGUUUGUUGCUGCUGCGGAUGAGAACAACACCACCACCACCACCAACAACAACAAUGGGAAGAGAAGGUCUCCGAAUUCACGCGGGAGCAACGACGACGGAAUGCUUUCCUUCACCUCCGCUGUGAUUCUCCCGGCCACCAAUUUGAAGUCCUCCGCCACCGGCGGCGGCGAUUCCGACCACUCCGAUCUGGAGGCUUCCGUGGUGAAGGACCCUGUGGUGGAGCCGGAGAAGCGGCCACGGAAGAGAGGGAGGAAGCCGGCGAACGGAAGAGAGGAACCGUUGAACCAUGUGGAAGCUGAGAGACAGAGGAGGGAGAAGCUGAAUCAGAGAUUCUACGCGCUUCGUGCUGUGGUUCCCAAUGUUUCGAAGAUGGACAAAGCGUCGCUUUUGGGUGACGCCAUAUCUUACAUCACGGAGCUGAAGUCGAAGCUCCAAACCCUUGAAUCGGAUAAAGAUGGUUUGCAGAAGCAACUCGAUGGUGUGAAGAAAGAACUCGAGAAAGCCACUGAAAGUGUUUCUCUUAAUCACGCAGUUAAUAGUAAUAACAAGUCGUCCUCGAAUCAGGCUUUAAUUGACUUGGAUAUUGAUGUGAAGAUUAUUGGGUGGGACGCGAUGAUAAGGAUCCAAUGCAGCAAGAAGAACCACCCCGCGGCGAGGUUGAUGGCGGCGCUGAUGGAGUUGGACUUGGACGUGCACCACGCGAGUGUGUCUGUGGUGAACGAUUUGAUGAUUCAACAAGCGACGGUGAAGAUGGGAAGUCGGUUUUACACGCAGGAGCAACUUCGUACGGCGCUGUCGGCUAAGGUUGGGGAUGUACGAUAAUAAUAGCUUUGCACUCUGCAGUGUUGGGAUUAUAUGUGUGUUUGUGUCCUGUUAGCUAGCUUUGUAAGUUGUGGUGGUGCUCUGGGAUAUUUUAAGCCUUCCCGGUAGCUGUUUCUGUAAAAUAAUAAUCUUUCUUUUUGGGUAGCAGCGUAGUAUGAAUUUUGAGGCAAUCAAGUUGGGAAGCUCCAUGGAGUUGUAGAACUAGCUAGGGACAGUUUUCAUCUAAUCUGUGGGUGGAGUGCAGAUAGCUUAUAAGUAAAAAUAGGGGUAUUUUUACAUGUUUAGAUUGUGUAUAUAUAUCAAUAAUCAUAAAUGUGAGCACCAUGGAAGUUCUCAGUAUUAUUCUUGAGCU
Cajanus cajan (pigeon pea) is the source of this 2584-nucleotide messenger RNA. Its product is annotated as transcription factor MYC2. The record is from RefSeq and is a predicted model, not a curated record. Gene Ontology annotation, molecular function: transcription cis-regulatory region binding; DNA-binding transcription factor activity; protein dimerization activity. Gene Ontology annotation, cellular component: nucleus. Gene Ontology annotation, biological process: regulation of DNA-templated transcription. NCBI's taxonomy places the organism in Eukaryota, Viridiplantae, Streptophyta, Magnoliopsida, Fabales, Fabaceae.